This is a messenger RNA of Impatiens glandulifera, 420 nucleotides long. RefSeq lists its product as uncharacterized. Lineage: Eukaryota; Viridiplantae; Streptophyta; Magnoliopsida; Ericales; Balsaminaceae. The record is from RefSeq and is a predicted model, not a curated record. Bases 1 to 420 code for a protein of 139 amino acids. The transcript has 2 exons.
AUGGCCCAUUCACUUGUUAGAAUACCACCAGUUUCAGCAUCAACUUCCCCCAUCUCUUCUUCUACACCACCCAAAGACAAGACCCGUUUCCCAUCUUUCUGGUUUCCUCUUCAUAAUCAUGAUGAUGAUUCAAACGCUGCUCAACCCAUAACCAUAACCAAUCGCAGGACAGUGGCAUUAGGCUUGGCCGGAGCUUUCUCAGGCUUAAUUUUAGGCGAAGUGCAUAAUGCAAGAGCUGCUAAUAAGAGGAAACCGCCACCACCACCAUCUCAACCUGAAGAGAAGAAAGACCCGUCAGUAAGCGGUGUGCUGGCUAAAGUUCUUGCAAGCAAGAAGAGGAAAGAAGCUAUGAAACAGACUGUGGCUGCCUUAAGAGAGAAAGGGAAGACAAUUGAUCAACCCUCCUCAUCAUCUCAAUAG